CGCCCCCGCCUGAUCCCACGGCCCGCCCCCGAUGUCCUCGCUCAGUCUCACCAGAGACUGGCUUCACUCCGUCCUCCGCCCCUUCCCCGCCCGUGAGACCAUCACACAGGAGGUCCUCUACGUCCUCCAGCAACGCCGCACCCUCGCCGUCAAGACAGACGCUUUCACCUUUGACUCGGGACAUACCGCGCUUCUUCUCCUCCUCCAUGGAACGCUCCCAGUCACCUACCGUGGCGCCAUCUACCAGAUACCCAUACAUCUCUGGGUACCUCAUGAGUACCCACGCGCUCCUCCCUUAAUCUUUGUAAUGCCAACCAAGGACAUGGGUGUGAGGAAAAGUAGAGAGGUUGAGCCAUCAGGCAGAGUCAGAGAGGAAGUCGUGGAGGGAUGGUGGAGGGCUUGGGAGGUUAAGAAUCUUGACAUGCUAUUGAAACAUUUAGCAGAUGUGUUUUCAGCUGCACCACCGGUAUAUGCUAAGCCAUCCACACCUUCCCAGAGUCAAGGCUUGCCACCCGGGGCUCGCACAUCAACUCCAGAGGGGCAAACAGGAGCCCCUCAGCCCCCAAUUCCCGUUACCCGGCCGACCUUUGGUCAUCCGAAUCCAGAAAUACUUCCCGUUUACAGAUCAGCACCAACUCCGCCGCCUCAUCCAUACUCCCAUAAUCCCACCCGUCAACUCUCUCCGCCGACGUCUUCCGCGCCGCAACAUGUUCAAACUCCUAGAGAAUCACAAUAUAUGUCAAAUCAACCUCGCCAAACCCAAUCUCCAAGCCCGUCGGCAUCUGCUCCUCCUGUUCCUCAGAGACCUUACUCCGGUGUAGGUCCAUUACCUCAAGUUGCAGGGUCACUCCAGCAGCAUUAUACAGGACCCCAACAGGUAUGGCAAGGAGUACCUGCAUCAAGGCCACCACCUCCAGCUGGUAUGAUGAGCUCCCAAAGUACAGCAGCAGGACAACCCUGGCCCAUUCCAUCAGGCGAGAAUGGUAAUAAUGCUGUUCAUCCUAGUCAACAGAUAAACCAUCCCCCGUCUCAUCCACAUCAGGCUCAGAAAUCUCAAAGCCUUCCAGUGCCACGGCAACCCCCACAGGAUCUUUUAUCUUCCCCUGGAACACAACCCACGGUCCUCAGCAACGAAUCGGAUGGUGCAUCCGGCCCUCCACCUAUUCCGCCUUCGAAACCCCCUCCUCCCUCCCUCCUGCACCUUCACUCCAUCCUUCUCCCACACCUCAACGCGUCCCUGCCUCCUCUCAUGAACUCUCUUCAUUCAUCCGUGGAGCACCUGAGAGCAAGGCAAGAAGAUUUAGUGACUGGUGAACCGGCGAUACGAGAUGAGAUGGCGAGACUUGAGGCUGUGAAAAAGGUGUGCGAUUCAGUGGGCAAGAAAAUGGAGGAAGUGGUUGCCAAGGGCGGAGAAAGGGUCGCAGACCUGGAAUCCAAGGGCGAAGUGGCGGUCGACGAACUUGUGUGUGGGAUCUCCAUUGUACACAAUCAGCUAGUGGACUUGGUAGCGGAAGAUAACGCCAUCGAAGAUACAAUUUACCAUAUGACUCGAGCCCUUGACGCGGAACGCGUCGAUCUUGACCGAUAUCUCAAAUCCAUCAGGUCACUGGCAAGAGAACAGUACAUGAAAAGGGCGCUCAUAGAGAGGAUUCUUCAAGGGAUGGGUCAGAAGCAAGGAUGGUGAGAUGUAAAGGGCUAUGCAUAGUUUGAAGACCAGCAAGGAUCUACUUUUUCGUCAGAUCACUAUGGGCGAUUAAUCCGGCUUUGAGGAUCAUUCAGUAUCUGAUAACUGGGAUUAGAAAGUUGAUGAUACCCACGAUAGACAUAGCGUUGAUUAGCGACUGUUGUCACAUGGACUCC
This is a messenger RNA of Cryptococcus deneoformans JEC21, 1860 nucleotides long. RefSeq lists its product as hypothetical. Gene Ontology annotation, cellular component: ESCRT I complex. The coding region runs from base 32 to 1684 and encodes 550 amino acids. Lineage: Eukaryota; Fungi; Basidiomycota; Tremellomycetes; Tremellales; Cryptococcaceae. Gene Ontology annotation, molecular function: ubiquitin binding. The transcript is spliced from 5 exons. The record is from RefSeq and is a predicted model, not a curated record. Gene Ontology annotation, biological process: protein modification process; endosome to lysosome transport; protein transport.